GCCAUAAUCUCCUACAGCCUUGAAAUUUUCAGUUCUUUCAAUCACAAAUGAGGGAUCCACCCAGCUCAAUCCCUUCAAACCGUCCAUGGAUGACCAUUGAAAGCCCAAUGGAGGCCAGGAUGAUGGACAUUUCUUGUCAAAACAAGGAUACCAUGAAUGAUUGUACCCCAAAGGUUGGUAUGGAGUUUGAUACGUUAGAGGCAGCUUGGAUGUUUUGGAAAAAUUAUGGAAAACAAAUGGGGUUUAGUGUUCGAAAGCAUUAUACAAAUAAAAGUAAGAUAGAUGGAGAAAUAACAUCAAGAAGAUUUUUGUGUUCUAAAGAGGGUACUCGUAAGCCUGAUAAACGAGAUCAUCUGACCAGUCAACCUCGACAAGAAACAAGGACUAAUUGUCCAGUACGAUUGGGUGUUUCAUUAGUUCGUGAGACCGGAAAGUACAAGGUGUACGAUUUUGUAUCAGAGCACAACCAUGUUCUUCAUCUUGCAGCAACUACUUUCAUGAUGCGAUCAGAACGAAAGAUGUCUGAUGUCCAAGCUUUUGCUAUUGAUUUAGCUUAUGCUUCUGGAAUUAAGCCUAAGGAGAUACAUGAGUUAAUGAGUAGGGAGGCUGGUGGAAGGGCUAAUCUUGGCUACACUGGAAUUGAUCAAAAAAACUAUCUUCGAACUAGACGACAACGAAGCUUGAUAUAUGGUGAAGCCGGUAGUUUAUUAAGGUAUUUUCAACAACAAUUGAUUCAUAAUCCAUCGUUCCAUUAUGCUGUACAGUUGGAUAUCGAGGAGCAAAUAACUAAUAUAUUUUGGGCUGAUGCUAAAAUGAUAAUUGAUUAUGCCCAUUUUGGUGAUGUUUUUAGUUUUGACACUACAUUUGGCACAAACAAAGAAUUUAGACCUUUAGCUAUGUUUAUUGGUUUCAAUCACCAUAGAGAGAUGGUGAUUUUUGGGGCUGCACUUUUAUACGAUGAGACAACUGAAUCAUUCAAAUGGCUUUUUGAGAGUUUUUUAAAAGCACAUGGUGGUAGAAAGCCUAAAUCUAUCUUUACUGAUCAAGAUUUUGCUAUUGCAAAGGCAUUAGCUGAGGUGAUGCCAGAGACAUGGCAUGGAUUAUGUACUUGGCACAUAAUGCAAAAUGGAAUCAAGAAAUUGGGAAAUUUGAUGAAGGAUGGCUCAUUGUUCCUCCGAGACUUUAAGGACUGCAUGUAUAAGUAUAAGAAUGAGAGUGAAUUUGAAGAAGCUUGGAAUAAAAUGAUUCAGACCUAUACAAUUAAGGAUCUUAGUUGGUUAAAUGGUAUAUACAAAUUGAAGGAAAAAUGGGCUAACUGUUACAUGAAGAGGGCAGUUACUUUGGGAAUGCGAAGUACUCAGCUUAGUGAAAGUUUGAAUGGGGAUUUGAAAGAUUACUUGAAAUCAAAUUUGAAUAUGGAUGAUUUUUUUGAGCAUUUUGAGAUGGUAGUAGGGCAGAAGCGGGAUAAAGAGUUAGAGGCUGAGUAUAAUGCUAGGGAAAAAUUGCCUCCUUUGUGCUUGAAGAAUUCACCUUUAUUGAAGCAAGCAUCACAGGUGUAUACCCCUGCAAUAUUUAAAGUGUUCCAAAAUGAGUAUGACCAUGCAUCAGCUGCAAUAAUAAAAGAUCGGAAUUGUAGCCAGCCAGUGCAUGAAUAUACUGUUGUGCUUCUUGAGAAAGUUGGAGAAUAUAAAGUAUUGUGUAGUCCUAUUAGUAGGACAAUCUCAUGCAGUUGUAGGAAGUUUGAAACAUUUGGGAUUUUGUGUUGUCAUGCUUUGAAGGUUUUCGACAUACUUGAUAUAAAGAUAAUUCCUGAUGCUUACAUUUUGAAGAGAUGGACAAGAGAAGCAAAAAAUGGGUAUGUCAUAGAUAGUAUUGGGAAGGAUGUCAAUGGGGAUGUUAACUUAAAAGUUACACAACGGUAUAGAAGAUUAUGUCCCAGGUUAGUUAGAUUAGCAUCACGAGCUGCUGAAAUCGAAGAAGCAUAUGCUUUGGUAGAGAGUGUUACAAAGGAAUUAGAAAAGCAAGUUGAAGAUAUUGCCAUGAAAUUUUCAAGUGUGAGUCUUGAUAAUUCUAAAGAUCAAAUGUCAUUGGGUGGUAGUGAAAUUGUGGAUCAUGGAGAACCUAUAAAGAAUUUAGUUGAAAAGGUUAAAGGCCUCAAAAAGAAAGAAGGUUGUAAGGGUCGAAAAAGAUGUAAAAGUUGGGUUGAACAACAAUCAAGGAGAAAGAAAAAAACUUCAACAAAAGAUACUGUUAGACAACAAUUAUCCAAGGAAAACAAUAACUCUUCUCUCAUAAAUUACAAUAACUCUAUCUCACCUGUGCAAUGCUAUUCACAUAAGGAAACUGAUCUGGCACCUAAUUCAAUGGCAUGGAUGACAUAUGAAGGUCUCCAAGGAAAUAGAUGCCAAAACAAUUUCAUUGAAUCAUUAACGGGAAUGGAUGUUGGGUUUGAUCAAGCACAAGUUCCUUUGGGUGACACAACAAAUAAUUAUGAUGCUCACAUGAAUUUUCUUGGUAUGUGAUUUUGAUGUUGCCAAUGCUAUGGACGUUGAAGAGGAGAUAGGCCUUUGUUAAUGCCACCAAUGUUACAUUUUUCUUUUGUUAAGAUUGUCCUUGUUGUAAAAGAGAAGAGGGGAUAGGCCAUUGUUAAUGCUGCCAAUGUUACAUUUUUCUUUUGUUAAGAUUGUCUCUGUUGUAAAAGAGAGGAGGGGAUAGACCA
Messenger RNA from Quercus robur (English oak), 2719 nucleotides. Its product is annotated as protein FAR1-RELATED SEQUENCE 5-like. Gene Ontology annotation, molecular function: zinc ion binding. The record is from RefSeq and is a predicted model, not a curated record. The transcript is spliced from 6 exons. Bases 48 to 2522 code for a protein of 824 amino acids. Lineage: Eukaryota; Viridiplantae; Streptophyta; Magnoliopsida; Fagales; Fagaceae. Gene Ontology annotation, biological process: regulation of DNA-templated transcription.